Sciurus carolinensis (gray squirrel) is the source of this 8909-nucleotide messenger RNA. It is a transcript of the gene Col6a6, whose product is annotated as collagen type VI alpha 6 chain. Gene Ontology annotation, biological process: extracellular matrix organization. Bases 113 to 6931 code for a protein of 2272 amino acids. The record is from RefSeq and is a predicted model, not a curated record. The transcript is spliced from 37 exons. Gene Ontology annotation, molecular function: extracellular matrix structural constituent conferring tensile strength. Lineage: Eukaryota; Metazoa; Chordata; Mammalia; Rodentia; Sciuridae.
AGGGUCUGGGGUCCAGGACAAACUCUUACAAGUCUGUUCAUGAUGGUUCAUUCUUCUCAAAGGCACUUCACAGAUUAGAAGAUUUCAAGUUGUAGAUUUUUCAGGACAUAAUAUGAAAAUGUGGCUGAUUUCGUUCCUUAUAAUAACUUGUUUCCAUGUUUCCGUGAACCAAGAUUCUGGUCCUGAGUAUGCAGAUGUCGUGUUCCUGGUGGACAGCUCUGAUCACCUGGGAGUUAAGUCCUUCCCAUUUGUGAAAUAUUUUAUCAAUAAAAUGAUCAACAGUCUCCCCAUAGAGGCCAACAAGUACCGUGUGGCCCUGGCCCAGUACAGCGACACGCUCCACAAUGAAUUCAACCUGAGUGCCUUCAGGAGCAGGAACCCCAUGCUGAACCACCUCAAGAAGAACUUCGGGUUCAUUGGCGGGUCCCUGAGGAUAGGAAAUGCUCUUCGGGAGGCUCACAAGACCUACUUCUCUGCACCUACAAAUGGAAGAGACAGGAAACUGUUUCCUCCUAUUUUGGUGGUACUGGCUUCAGCUGAAUCAGAGGAUGAUGUGGAAGAGGCUUCGAAGGCCCUGCGGAAAGAUGGGGUGAGGAUCAUCUCUGUGGGGAUGCAAAAGGCUUCCGAGGAAAACCUGAGGGCCAUGGCCACGUCUCAGUUUCAUUUCAACCUACGGAUGGUCAGAGACCUCAGCAUGUUCUCCUCAAACAUGACGCAGAUCAUCAAGGAUGCAACCAAGUACAGAGAAGGAGCAGUGAAUGAUAUCCUCGUAGAAGUCUGCCAAGGCCCUUCUGUGUCUGACGUUGUGUUCCUGUUGGAUGUGUCCAUCAAUGGCAGCCAGGAGAACUUUGACUAUCUUAAAGCAUUCCUGGAAGAAAGUGUAUCUGCCCUUGACAUCAAGGAGAACUGCAUGAGGGUUGGCCUUGUGGCCUACAGCAAUGAGACCAAAGUGAUCAGUUCUCUGAGCAAGGGCAUCAAUAAGUCAGAGGUUCUCCAGCGUAUACAGAGCCUCUCCCCCCAGGCUGGGCAGGCCCACACGGGGGCCGCCAUCAGGAAGAUCAGGAAGGACGUCUUCAGUGCACAGAAAGGCAGUCGGAAGAAUCAGGGUGUGCCCCAGAUUGCAGUGCUGGUGACCCACAGAGCUUCUGAAGAUAAUGUGACCAAGGCAGCAGUUAACCUCCGGCGUGAGGGUGUGACUGUCUUCACCAUAGGCAUCGAAGGUGCCAGCAAAACCCAGCUGGAAAAGAUAGCUUCUCACCCUGCCGAGCAGUAUGUCUCCAUGCUGAGCAACUUUUCUGAACUGGCUGCCCACAACCAGACGUUCCUGAAGAAGCUGAGGAACCAGAUAACACACACCGUCUCUGUCUUUUCAGAACGCACGGAAACCCUCAAGUCGGCUUGUGUGGACACGGAGGAAGCAGACAUCUAUCUGCUCAUCGAUGGCUCUGGAAGCACUCAGGCCACAGACUUUCAAGAGAUGAAGACCUUCCUAUCAGAGGUGGUAGGGAUGUUCAACAUUGCUCCCCAUAAGGUGCGUGUGGGGGCCGUCCAGUAUGCUGACAGCUGGGACUUGGAAUUUGAGAUCAAUAAGUACUCCAACAAGCACGAUUUGGGAAAGGCCAUCGAGAACAUCAGGCAGAUGGGUGGGAAUACAAACACGGGCGCGGCCCUGAAUUUCACACUGAGGCUAUUGCAAAAAGCAAAGAAGCAGCGAGGAAACAAGGUGCCAUGCCACCUUGUCGUUUUGACCAAUGGCAUGUCCAAGGACAGCAUCGUGGAGCCAGCAAACAGACUAAGAGAGGAGAACAUCCGUGUUUAUGCUAUUGGGGUCAAGGAGGCCAACCAAACACAGCUGCGAGAAAUCGCGGGAGAGGACAAGAGGGUGUACUAUGUGCAUGACUUUGACGCCUUGAAAGACAUAAGGAACCAAGUUGUCCAAGAAAUCUGUGCUGAAGAAGCCUGCAAAGACAUGAAAGCUGACAUUAUGUUUUUGGUGGACAGCUCUGGCAGCAUAGGACCUGAAAACUUCCAGAAAAUGAAAAUAUUUAUGAAAAACCUGGUGAGCAAAUCUCAGAUUGGGGCAGAUCGAGUGCAAAUCGGUGUAGUCCAGUUCAGUGACAUCAAUAAGGAGGAGUUUCAGCUUAACAGAUUCACUACCCAAAGUGACAUUUCAAAUGCAAUAGACCAAAUGGCUCACAUUGGAGAAACUACCUUGACCGGUGGUGCCCUGACCUUUGUGUCUCAGUACUUCAGCCCCGCCAAGGGGGCCCGGCCCAAUGUCAGGAAGUUUCUCAUCCUCAUCACAGAUGGCGAAGCUCAGGACAUAGUAAAGGACCCAGCAGUUGCACUGCGGCAAGAAGGCAUCAUUAUUUACUCUGUGGGAGUAUUUGGCUCCAAUGUCACCCAGCUCGAGGAGAUCAGUGGGAGGCCAGAGAUGGUUUUUUAUGUUGAGAAUUUUGACAUUCUGCAGCACAUUGAAGAUGAUCUUGUUUUCGGAAUAUGCAGUCCCCGUGAAGAAUGCAAGCGGAUUGAAAUUUUGGAUGUUGUGUUUGUGAUCGAUAGCUCUGGCAGCAUUGAUCAGGAUGAAUAUAACAUCAUGAAGGACUUCAUGAUUGGCUUAGUGAAAAAAGCUGAUGUUGGAAAGAAUCAGGUCCGGUUUGGAGCUCUGAAGUACGCUGAUGACCCAGAGGUGCUGUUUUAUCUGGGUGAUCUUAGCACAAAAUUGGAGGUGAUUUCAGUGCUCCAGAAUGACCAGCCCCUGGGGGGCAACACUUACACAGCUGAGGCACUAGCUUUCUCAGACCACAUGUUCAUGGAAGCUAGGGGCAGCCGCCUGCACAAGGGGGUCCCCCAAGUCCUCAUCGUGAUCACCGAUGGGGAAUCUCACGACGCUGAAAAGCUCAAUGCUACCGCGAAGUCUCUGAGGGACAAAGGCAUUCUCGUCCUGGCUGUGGGGAUUGCUGGCGCCAAUCCUGUGGAGCUGUUAGCCAUGGCAGGAUCCAGAGAUAAGUACUACUUUGUGGAGACUUUUGGAGGCCUGAAGGGGAUCUUUUCAGAUGUGUCAGCCAGUGUCUGUAACUCUUCAAAAGUAGAUUGCGAAAUUGAAAAAGUAGAUCUUGUUUUUCUCAUGGAUGGUUCAAACAGCAUUCACCCAAGUGACUUCAAGAAGAUGAAGGAAUUUUUAGCAUCUGUUGUUCAAGACUUUGAUGUUAGCCUCAACAGAGUGCGCAUAGGAGCAGCCCAGUUUAGCCAUACCUACCAGCCAGAGUUUCCACUGGGAACAUUCACGGGUGAAAAGGAGAUAUCCUUUCAGAUUGAAAACAUUCAGCAGAUCUUUGGAUACACGCACAUUGGUGCUGCACUCAGGGAGGUAGGGCAUUACUUCCGGCCAGACAUGGGUAGCAGGAUAAAUGCAGGGACCCCGCAGGUGUUGCUGGUCCUCACAGAUGGCCAGUCCCAAGAUGAAGUGGCUCAGGCUGCUGAAGAGCUGAGACGCAAGGGUGUUGACAUCUACUCGGUGGGCAUUGGAGAUGUGGAUGAUCAGCAGCUCGUUCAGAUCACAGGGACUGCAAAAAAAAAGUUGACGGUUCAUAACUUUGACGAACUCAGAAAAGUCAAAAAAAGGAUUGUUCGAAACAUCUGCACCUCGGGGGGUGAGAGCAAUUGUUUUGUGGAUAUUGUGGUUGGAUUUGAUAUCUCAACUCAGCAGAAAGGGCAGACUUUGCUGGAAGGUCAGCCUUGGAUGGAAACCUAUCUUCAAGACCUCUUACGUGCCAUCAGCUCGCUCAACGGGGUAAGCUGUGAAGUGGGCACAGAGACUCAGGUCAGUGUGGCUUUCCAAGUGACCAAUGCCAUGGAAAAAUAUUCUCCCAAGUUUGAGAUCUACAGUGAAAACAUCCUGAACAGCUUGAAGGGUGUGACAGUUAAAGGCCCUUCUCUUCUCAAUGCAAACCUCUUGAGUUCCCUGUGGGACGCAUUCCAGAAUAAGUCAGCGACUCGAGGAAAGGUGGCCCUUUUAUUUUCAGAUGGAUUGGAUGACGAUAUUGAAAAACUUGAACAAAAAUCAGAUGAACUUAGAAAAGAAGGCCUGAAUGCACUCGUAACUGUGGCUCUGGAUGGAGCUGCCUAUUCCAGUGACCUGACUGAUCUCCUCUACAUUGAAUUUGGGAAAGGAUUUGAGUACAGGACACAGUUCACUAUUGGCAUGAGGGAUCUUGGGAGUCAACUGUCAAAGCAGCUGGUCAAUGUUGCUGAAAGGACCUGCUGCUGUUUGUUCUGCAAGUGCAUCGGAGGGGAUGGCACAAUGGGAGAUCCUGGUCCACCAGGGAAGAAGGGACCCUCGGGUAUUAAAGGCAGUGAAGGCUACCUGGGGGAGGAGGGCAUUGCUGGAGAGAGAGGAGUCCCCGGAGCCGUGGGGGAGCAAGGUACUAAGGGAUGCUAUGGCGCCAAAGGUCCGAAGGGAAGCAGAGGACUAAAUGGACAGGAGGGAGAAGACGGGGAAAACGGAAUUGAUGGGUUAAAUGGAGAACAGGGUGACAGUGGUCUUCCUGGAAGAAAAGGAGAAAAGGGUGAUGAGGGAUCCCAGGGAAACCCCGGAAAGAGAGGCACUUCUGGUGACCGUGGAUCAAAGGGCCUGCGAGGAGAUCCGGGAAUUCCUGGAUUUGACAAUUACAUAGAAGGACCCAAGGGCUUGAAAGGAGAACGUGGAAGACAAGGCAGAAGAGGCUGGCCAGGACCUCCUGGAACACCAGGCUCCAGAAGAAAGACAGCAGCUCAUGGCCGAAGAGGACAUACAGGCCCACAGGGAAAAACAGGCAUUCCGGGCCCAGAUGGACUUGAAGGCUCAUGGGGACUUAAAGGCCCUCAGGGCCCAAGAGGAGAGGCUGGUGCAAAAGGAGAAAAAGGAGGCCUGGGAAUGAAAGGCCCUCAGGGGCCUGCAGGACCCGAAGGAGAGGCAGGGAACCAAGGUCGUUUGGGAAGCCAAGGAAAUAAAGGAGAGCCUGGAGAUCCAGGAGGAAAAGGAGCUAUUGGCUUUCCUGGUCCUCGUGGCUUACAGGGUGAUGAUGGCAGUCCAGGUUAUGGUAGCAUUGGACGUAAAGGAGCAAAGGGGCAAGAAGGAUUCCCUGGAGAGAGUGGACCUAAGGGUGAGACUGGGGACCCUGGUGGUCCAGGAGAGACUGGACCCAAAGGAUCCAGAGGCAAAACGAUAUCUGCUGGACUUCCAGGAGAACCAGGAUCCCCUGGGGAGCCAGGACCCCCUGGACGCAAGGGUGUGAAAGGGGCCAAGGGAUUGGCUUCAUUUUCCACAUGUGACCUCAUUCAAUAUGUGCGGGACCACAGUCCUGGCAGACAUGGCAAACCUGAAUGCCCGGUGCAUCCAACCGAGUUGGUGUUUGCUUUGGACCAGUCCCGGGAUGUCACGGAGGAGGAGUUCAGGCGGAUGAAGGGGAUGGUGGCCUCGCUGGUGACAGCCAUGCGAGUCCGGGAGAACAGCUGCCCGGUGGGAGCGCGCGUGGCCGUCCUGGCCUACAGCUCGCACGCCCGGCACCUGGUGCGCCUCUCCGACACCUUCCAGAAGGACCAGCUCCUCCGGGAGAUCGAAGCCGUGCCUUUCGAGCGAUCCUCAGAUGGCAGGGAGAUCGGCAAGGCCAUGAGGUUCAUCUCCAGGAACGUCUUCAAGCGGACGCUUCCAGGCGCUCACACGAGAAGAAUCGCCACCUUCUUCAGCAGCGGCCCGUCCGCCGAUGCCCAGGCCAUCGCCACGGCCACCAUGGAAUUCAGCGCGCUGGACAUCAUCCCCGUGGUGAUCGCUUUCAGCAACGUGCCCUCCGUCAAGCGUGCCUUUGCGAUCGAUGACACGGGCACAUUCCAAGUCAUCGUGAUUCCCUCCAGGACUGAGGAUAUGCCAGCGUUAGAGAGACUCCAGCGGUGCACUUUCUGCCGUGAUAUCUGCAAGCCUGAUGCUUCUUGUGACCAAGACAGACCACCCCCUGUGCAGUCUUACAUAGAUGCUGCUUUCCUUCUGGAUGGCUCCCGGAAUGUGGGACAUGCUGAAUUUGAAGACAUAAGAAGCUUCCUGGGGACCCUGCUAGAUCACUUUGAAAUCACCUCAGAGCCAGAGACCUCCGUCACUGGAGACCGAGUGGCCCUAUUGAGUCAUGCUCCCCCUGACUUCCUACCCAACACUCAGAGGAGUCCUAUUAGAACUGAGUUCAACCUUACCACCUAUAGCAGUAAGCGCCUCAUGAAGAGGCAUGUGGAACAAUCUGUUCAACAGCUAAACGGAGAUGCUUUUAUUGGUCAUGCCUUACGGUGGACUCUGGACAAUGUCUUUUUAACCACACCCAAUCUGAGAAAAAACAAAGUCAUAUUUGUGAUAUCUGCUGGGGAAACCAGUUACUUGGAUGGGGAAACCUUAAAGAAAGAGUCCUUGAGAGCCAAGUGUCAGGGGUAUGCCCUAUUUGUGCUUUCCCUUGGCCCCUCUUGGAAUGACAAGGAACUGGAAGAUCUAGCCAGUCACCCUUUGGACCAUCACUUGAUCCAGCUUGGCCGAAUUCAUAAACCUGAGCACAGAUAUGGUGUGAAGUUUGUGAAGUCCUUCAUAAACUCAAUCAGGCGAGCAAUCAACAAAUAUCCACCAAUAAACUUCAAAGCAAAGUGCAAUAGACUCAGCUCUACAGACCCAAAGCAGCCUCUGUGGCAGUUUCGAAGCUUUGUUCCUGGACCACAUAAAGCUGUCCUCAAAGAAGAUGUAUUAAAGCAGACAAAGUUCUUCCAAGAUAAGAAAUAUCUUUCAAGAGUAGUGAGAGGUGGCAGAGAUGAUGCUAUUCGGAAUUUUCCCAGGAGCACAUCCCAUACUUCUAAAAAUGGAAGGAUGACAAAACCUACUCCCAAAAGACAUGACAUUCAAGGAAGUGCUCAAAUAAUUUAGCAUGAUAAGACUUUGGACUUAAAUAAUAACUAAAUCUACUCCAGAACUCUGGGGAACUUUUACAUGGAUAUGUGCCUGCAUCUAGAGUUCCACUCUGGAGGGAUGAAAAAGCCACAGGGAACUUGACCCCCUGCACUCAUUGGUAUUAAGAUAUAUCUUACCACUUAUUUGACCACUCCUGACAAUUCCAGCACUCUAAGACUGAUAUGUUUAAGAAUUGUUACCAUUAGAAAAUGGAAGAAUGAAAGUAUUUUGGAAAGCGUAAUGGAGAUAUUUGAAGGUAAAUUUUACAUAGUGUAUGCAUGUGUGUACAUGGGCCAAUGCUAAGUCUUUUGAUUGCAGAUCUCUAUCAGUCCGUUUUCUGCAAACCAAGCCUUCUUUCUUAAUUUAGCACUGUUUAAUGCUCACCUACUUAACCAAAGGUAUUUAAUGUUUGGUCCAACUCUAACACUUACCUAGAAAUUGAUGGUGUUUUUAGGUCAUGUUUUUGGAAAUUUGGCCUUUCAUUAUUAUUCCAUUUAAACACAUCCUAUUUCUGUGUGGAGUGAUUAUGCCUAGACUGGUUUUGUGCUAGAAGUUUGUCUUUCAUCCUCUGCAGUUGUUUGCUUGGACUGGUGAGAAACGGGAAUUUUUUAAAAGCUCUAAAUCCUCCUAAACUCACUGAGGAACUCAUUAAUUUUCCCAGAACAUAAAUUAUUGCUUUUGAGCUGGAUGCUCUAUCUUCAUUUUAAAACUUCCUGCUAAGCCAUUUUGAUGGAUUUCCAGUCUUUCUUCCUUGUUAUGGUCACUUAUUAAUUUUCAUUAAUCUAUGUAUGCUUUAGAGAAGAAGAGUAAAGACACAACUCGUCAUGGGUAAGGCUCUGAGUUACUUCAUGUAGCUAUUCAGUCAAUAAUGAACAGCACCAAAACAGGAUUGGCAAAGCUCUAAAAAGAGCCUUUAAAUGGACACUGAGUUUGAAAAAGGUAAGAAAAUCUUUAAAGCUUUCAUCUAAAAAUUCAUAUGUAUUGAAGAAAUCCAAGUGAUCAGAGUAAAUCAGAGCAGGAAAACAUCUUCAAAGUGCCUAGUCUCUAGUAUCAUUCUCUGAUGAAUUUGUCUCCUUAUCCCCAUUCAAUUUCAUCUCUUAUGAUGAAAUUUUCAACAGCUAAACAUCUGAGUAGCACUGUUUAUUUAGACACAAUAUUCAGACCUUACCUCAGUCUACAAGCUGGUUCUGCAGCUGGUAGCAAUGACUCUGCUAGGCAGAAUAUCGCUGUCUUCGGUAAGGAAGGGAAGCUGCACACAUGCAGGAGAUAAGUGAGACCAAAGACCAGGAGGGUUCAUCUAGAUUUUCUUUUCUAUACCUCUUUUACAACGCCUGGAACAAAGAGUCAUCUGCAAUAUGUUUUUAAAGCACUUCUGCCAUCCUCACUCAGGCAACUCCAUGGAGAUAGCUCCCACAUCUUCAGAGGAGCAAGAAGUCCAAGGAGUUAAAUGUCAUGUUCAUACUCAGGUAACAGAGAAGAAUCAAAAACAUCUUUCUUCAUCCAUACUAAAUGGUGCUUUGGGGUUCAGGAAAAAUUUGUUUCCAGUACAGGAAAUCGAUGAACAAUAUUUAAGAGGCAUUUUAAUAACAGGAACUUUUCUAAUUAACUUUGGAUUAAGCACAAACACCUUUCUUCUGUUUAUUGUUGGAAAUACUCUGAAAAUGUAUUUGUUUUUUCUGUGUUCACAAGUAAAGUACACCAAACAAAUACUAUCUUGUGAUUUGAGAUUUUUUUUUAGCAUUUUGGGUCAUAUUUUUAAUUGUUAAUGGGCAAAGGAAUUUGAAGCAUGCUACAAAUAGAGGUUCCUUUUUAAAAUAACUCCUAAGCUUAACAUUUUCCAUGAUUUACCUUUCCCCUAAAGUGAAAAACAGCAAAGAUUAAGUGAAUGUAAAUUUAAUAAAGUGCUAUUUAAACUUAGAAUCACACAAAGAAGCCAUAAUGCAUCUGGGCUUAG